AGCGAGAGAGAGAGAGAGAGAGAGAGAGAGAGGGGAGGCGAAGGGGGCGAUGGGGGGAGGAGGAGGAACGGGGAGCUCGACGUACAAGGGCUACACUCUCCACCAACCCAAGCGAUGGCACGCGGUGACGGGGAAGGGCUUGUGCGCCAUCAUGUGGUUUUGGGUUCUGUACAGGGCUAAGCAAGAUGGACCUGUAGUGCUGGGUUGGCGUCAUCCAUGGGAGGGACACGAUGAUCACUCUCACGACCAUGGGCAUGGGCAUGAAAAUGAGGCAUCUCAUUAACAUCUGAAGUGCGCAUAGCGAGGGAAAACUGUUCCUGCGUGACUAAAACUUCUAAGUGAAUAAAGUUUGUAUGUGACAUGAAGCUGUUUAUUACGUUUUCUCGUUCUACCUAGCUGAAAAAAGUUGGAGAUAAAACUGUCGACUAUCUUGUUUGUCGUUGGAUACAUACACAUAUAUUUAUUCCAGGAUUGCAGCCUUGCUUGUUUAACAAUGUUUAUUUGCUCGAAAACCUUCAUGUGGUGUAACUUUUUGAAUAUGGCUCUUCAAAGUUUGUGUCAAUGUUGGUAGUAAGAAACUUUUUUUAAGUA
Molecule: messenger RNA, 591 nt
Organism: Ananas comosus (pineapple)
Lineage: Eukaryota; Viridiplantae; Streptophyta; Magnoliopsida; Poales; Bromeliaceae
Product: NADH dehydrogenase [ubiquinone] 1 beta subcomplex subunit 2
Exons: 4
Coding region: 50-283 (77 amino acids)
Cellular component (GO): mitochondrial inner membrane
Source: RefSeq, a predicted model, not a curated record